GGUGGGAACUCCGGCCUCCAGUUGUGGCCUGGUCCAGCGCCCCACGAAAUCUCGCGCUGUCUCGCGAGAGUGUAAGUUGAAGGAACAUGGCGACGUCUAACCUGUUAAAGAAGGAAGAGUAAAUGAAGCAUUGAGGAUUAUGGGAAAAUAAUAACAGUAGAAAAAUAAUAUGAAGCGAGGCAUAAGAAUAAAGGUUCUCUUCAGUUUGAAGACAAAUGGGAUUUCAUGCGUCCUAUUGUUUUGAAGCUUUUACGUCAGGAAUCUGUUACAAAACAGCAGUGGUUUGAUCUGUUUUCGGAUGUGCAUGCAGUAUGUCUCUGGGAUGAUAAGGGCCCAGCAAAAAUUCAUCAGGCUUUAAAAGAAGACAUUCUUGAGUUUAUUAAGCAAGCUCAGGCACGAGUACUGAGCCAUCAGGAUGAUACAGCUUUGCUAAAAGCAUAUAUUGUUGAGUGGCGAAAAUUCUUUACACAAUGUGAUAUUUUACCAAAACCUUUCUGUCAACUAGAGAUUACUUUAAUGGGAAAACAGGGCAGCAAUAAAAAAUCAAAUGUGGAAGACAGUAUUGUUCGAAAGCUCAUGCUUGAUACAUGGAAUGAGUCCAUCUUUUCAAAUAUAAAAAACAGACUCCAAGAUAGCGCGAUGAAGUUGGUACAUGCUGAAAGAUUAGGAGAAGCUUUUGAUUCUCAGCUGGUCAUUGGAGUAAGAGAAUCCUAUGUUAACCUUUGUUCUAAUCCUGAGGAUAAGCUUCAAAUUUAUAGGGACAAUUUUGAGAAGGCAUACUUGGAUUCAACAGAGAGAUUUUAUAGAACACAGGCACCCUCGUAUUUACAACAAAAUGGUGUACAGAAUUAUAUGAAAUAUGCAGAUGCUAAAUUAAAAGAGGAAGAAAAACGGGCACUACGUUACUUAGAAACAAGACGAGAAUGUAACUCUGUUGAAGCACUCAUGGAAUGCUGUGUAAAUGCCCUGGUGACAUCCUUUAAAGAGACUAUCUUAGCAGAAUGCCAAGGCAUGAUCAAGAGAAAUGAAACUGAAAAAUUACAUUUAAUGUUUUCACUGAUGGACAAAGUUCCUAAUGGGAUAGAACCGAUGUUGAAAGACUUGGAAGAACAUAUUAUUAGUGCUGGCCUGGCAGAUAUGGUAGCAGCUGCUGAAACUAUUACUACUGACUCUGAGAAAUACGUUGAGCAGUUACUUACAUUAUUUAAUAGAUUUAGUAAACUUGUCAAAGAAGCUUUUCAAGAUGAUCCACGAUUUCUUACUGCAAGAGAUAAGGCAUAUAAAGCAGUUGUUAAUGAUGCUACCAUAUUUAAACUUGAAUUACCUUUGAAGCAGAAAGGGGUGGGUUUGAAAACGCAGCCUGAAUCAAAAUGCCCUGAGCUGCUUGCCAAUUACUGUGACAUGUUGCUGAGAAAAACACCAUUAAGCAAAAAACUAACCUCUGAAGAAAUUGAAGCAAAGCUUAAAGAAGUGCUCUUGGUGCUUAAAUAUGUACAAAACAAAGACGUUUUUAUGAGGUAUCACAAAGCUCAUUUGACACGACGUCUCAUAUUGGACAUCUCUGCUGAUAGUGAAAUUGAAGAGAAUAUGGUAGAAUGGCUAAGAGAAGUUGGUAUGCCAGCAGAUUAUGUAAACAAGCUUGCUAGAAUGUUUCAGGACAUAAAAGUAUCUGAAGAUUUAAACCAAGCUUUUAAGGAAAUGCACAAAAAUAAUAAAUUGGCUUUACCAGCUGACUCAGUGAAUAUAAAAAUUUUGAAUGCUGGUGCCUGGUCAAGAAGCUCUGAGAAAGUAUUUGUCUCGCUUCCCACUGAACUGGAGGAUCUGAUACCUGAAGUAGAAGAAUUCUACAAAAAAAAUCAUAGUGGUAGAAAAUUACACUGGCAUCAUCUCAUGUCAAAUGGAAUUAUAACGUUUAAGAAUGAAGUAGGUCAAUACGAUUUGGAGGUAACAACGUUUCAGCUGGCUGUGUUGUUUGCAUGGAACCAAAGACCCAGAGAGAAAAUCAGCUUUGAAAAUCUGAAACUUGCAACUGAACUCCCUGAUGCUGAGCUUCGAAGGACUUUAUGGUCUUUAGUAGCUUUUCCAAAGCUGAAACGGCAAGUUUUAUUGUAUGAACCUCAAGUCAACUCACCCAAAGACUUUACAGAAGGUACACUCUUCUCCGUGAACCAGGAGUUCAGUUUAAUAAAAAAUGCAAAAGUCCAGAAAAGGGGUAAAAUAAACUUGAUUGGACGCUUGCAGCUCACUACAGAAAGGAUGAGAGAAGAAGAGAAUGAAGGAAUAGUUCAACUAAGAAUAUUAAGAACCCAGGAAGCUAUUAUACAAAUAAUGAAAAUGAGAAAGAAAAUUAGUAAUGCUCAACUGCAGACUGAAUUAGUAGAAAUUUUGAAAAACAUGUUCUUGCCACAAAAGAAAAUGAUAAAAGAACAAAUAGAAUGGCUAAUAGAGCACAAAUAUAUCAGAAGAGAUGAAUCUGAUAUCAACACUUUCAUAUAUAUGGCAUAAUUUCUGAUACCAUGGACAAUAUUAAGAAGCCGAAUUUUGGAGUGCUUGGGCAGAAAGUUGUAACAGUUUGUGCUGGAGAGAGGUUUAUUUGGACUUUGAUUACAUAAAUCUCUGCCUUACCUUACAAAACAACUCUAUUUUGCCAAUCACAUUAGUUAGCAUGAUGGCAUUCCCUUCAUGUUGCACACUCUUUAACAGCAUGCUGUUUUGUGGAGAAACUUGCAUUCAUGAAGAGCCUGUUAUGAACUUUUAAAAGUAAAUUUGACUUAUACCCACGAGGAGAAAUACAGUUGCGAAGCGGGAGGGUGGGGUUUUUGUUCCUUUCUCAGUUUUAUUCUCUCUUAAAAAAAUGUACUUGCACAAGGAAGGAUCUUCAGAUAUCCAUGCACUGAAAAAUGCUGUUAUUGUUUGUUUUUUUAAAUGCAAUUAGAAAUAAAAAUAGCACUCGGUUUCUUUUGAUCAAAAGAGUGAGCUGGUCUACAUAACAUUGGGAGAGGGCAGAUGUAGGUGAGAAGACAAGCAUUUAAUAGUAUCAAAUUACUUGUUCAAACACUGCUUCAGUAUAGUGACUGGAUUUUAAUUGUGACCUAAAAAUGGUAUUAAAUAUUUCCAGCUUAUAAAUGUUGGUUUUCUUUAACCAGAAGACUGCUGUCUUAGUUGUUUGCUGUUAAAUGAUAAUGUUUUUAUCUUAUAGGGCUGGAGAGUUUGUUUUGAAAAAGCGAAGCUAUAUUAAUUGUUGCUUCAAAUGUUUAAAAAAUUUUAUGGUGAUGGCCAUUAGAAUUGCAGAGUCAAAAUAGCAAAACAAACAUAUUAAGUGUGUUUUCGAACACAUUUAAUAUUUAUAUACCUAAUAUUUAUUAUGCCAUAUCUAAAUUUAUUUUAAAAAUGAAGAAAUCUCCUGCUCUGAUAUAAUACAGUUAUGUAACUGAUCUCUUAAUCUGUAGAAUAGAAAUAUUUUGGUAUUUUCAAGUCUCAUGAUUAGGAAUUUAUAGCCUCAGGUUUCUGAAAAGGAAGACUCUCUUUUAAAAAGUAAUAAGUAUCAGUCACCUAGAAGGAGGAGAGAAACCACAGCGUAAGAUGACCUGAAAAGCAGAAGCAAAAUUGUUGCAAUCUUAAUAUGAGCAGUAAACUUGCCAAAUAUAUGUACAUAUAUAUUUAUAUUUUAAAAAUAAACAUUUUAAAAAUGUUUAGAAGGCAACACUUGUUCCUGUCAGUCAAUCCAAAGUAGCAACCUAAUAGUUGCUAGCAACGGAAUACCCAGAGUAGUAGAGGUUUUAAGACUUGAGGACAUGAACGCUUAAAAAAGAAAAACUUACUCCCCAUUGGGAAGGAAUGGCUCAACUUGGAUUUUUAUUCAUUGUGGUGCAUGUUUCAAACCUUCUUGCAAAUUAUUUUAUGUCUUAUUUGAUCUUCAGUAAUAGUUUAAACAUUUGGUUUUGAAGAUAGAAGAAAAUGGAGUGCUGGAGCGCCGAAAGGCAUACCGUACUAUAUUACCGGCAGAGUGCUCUCAAGGGCAGUUCAUGACAUGCGUACCCAGUCCCCAGAUGUUUUGUGAGCUGCUUGUUGAAAGGAAGGAGCAAAUUUAAAAUAUUUAAGGUUUUGUUGGCUGUAGUCAAAUGCCGAUUCUGAAACUCAUAGGAAAUUGGAAUUUUAUUAUUUAAAAUGUUAUACUUUUCCUCAAAGGAAGCAUAUGUCAAUUACUAGACCAAGCAUACUGUUCAGAAUUAAACUAAAAUUAGUGCUCAUUGUUUUUUCUAUUAAAUGACUGCUAACAAUGGGUAAAUUUGAAAUUUAGAAAGAUAAUUGUCUGACAGUGGUGGCCCUGAUGUGUAACAAAUAGUCGGUAUUGGCAUAAUUGUUACAAGAAUGCCAAAAGAAGAAAGAGUUGGGUAAAAGCAUAGGCCAUUUUUAGAAGUUUAAGGUUUGUUAUUUUAAACCAUACUUUUUCUCAGUACUUUUUUGGAAUUUCUAAUCUUCUUGGUCAUUUAAUUUAAGAAGGAGAGCCAUGAGGUUUUGACUGAUGAAGACAAAUAUAAUGCAAAAGUGGGUAACUCUAAAUCCAUAGCAGAGUUUUCUAUUGAAUUUUAUAAAUUGUUUAAUAGCUAAUUAUGUCCUGAUUGUAUUUUGUGCAACUGAACAUCAGUACCAUCUUUUUAUGCAAAUAACACACACAUUAUACUUUAUUGCCAGCUGCGCAAUUCCUUGGGUGCACUGUGCGCGUUAUGUGUGUGGGCACAUUGUUUCUGUGGGCGCAUUACUUGCGAAAACACAGUGAAUACUGUAGAAUUAGAGUUUGCAUCAUCUCUUUGUUAUGUAUACAAAAAUUUAUCUAAUUACUUUUUGGUGUUCAUGAAAACCAUUUAGUUGAAAAGGUGCCUCUACCAUUGUUCAAUUUUCUUUAAAAGUAUGUUUUGACAGUAGAUUUGCAAAUUAAAAAAACAGUAAUCUGAAAAAACAAUCUCACCAGCAAUUUGCUAAAACACACAGUCACAGUUAGCAUCCUUUUUCAGCUUCCUUUCUCCAAUAUGCACUUGAAAUUAGUGCUACCUGAACAAGGAUGAAACCUGACAUAGUUAAGGGUGAAGAAUCCAAACCUAAAAAAGUUACAUUUUUUCACUAGUAGGAUGGCAACAGGACACUUCAAAGAUAAAGCUUUGAGCACUCAUCUUCUCAUUUAAGGAUGUGCCAUCUGGAAAAUGCUAACCUUUGUUGCCAUCUCAUUGCCAGAGUAAGUAGACAUGAAACAAAAUUUAUGAAAUAAAAAUAUAGAACAGUUUUAAUGCUUACAAUGAGAUAAAUUUUAAAACAUUACUGUUCCAGUGAUUUAAUGAGAAUCUUGAAAUAAAUUCUGAAGUCUUCCAAUUUUUACAUUCAUUGAAGGGGGUCCUUAAGUUCUGUCAGCUUAUUUAUUUAGAUCUCUUGCUCUUGUUUUGAGCAUAAAGGUUAAAUUUUCCAAAACAAAAUGUUAGUUAUCUUAUUUUCUAUUAACUUUAAUACAAGAUAUGACUUGAGUUGUUAAAAAGUAUUUUGCAUUAUUUGCAGUAGAAUGUCAUUAGCCCUGCUAGAAGGGCACAUUUUAAAAAUUCAAUUUGGGUGGAAGAUUUACUAGUUUUACAGAAAGAUUUGCUAUCUUAAACUGAAGCUGGUUUUUCUAUUUUCAUGUAAAUGACUGGGAUGCUAUCUUAUCAGUUCUUCCAAGGUCAUGUUUGUGAAAUGAACAUUACACGAAAGCUUUCCUGUCAUCUACACUAUAUGUCACCAGGAGUGUUGGACACAUUUGAGUUCCAAAGUUGUAAUCUUAUAUACGAUUUUGACUGUGUGCCACUACAUACUGAAAUGAAUAUGCUGUAUAAUUUUAAUGAUAGCAGUUUCUGUAUGCAAUAGGCUGAAAUAUUUUGAUGAACUGCUUAAUUUUUUGGAUUUUAUUUUUUAAGUUGUAUAAUUUAUUUUCUUGCAAAAUAAAAAUGUAAUAUAAAAUAUUUCACCUAUCCAGGAAAUGUUGAUGUUCUCUUAUAAAACAGUUGCUGAGUUCAAUUUAAAAUUUUUAUAAUAGGUAUGUUUUUCAAAGUGAAAUAGUAAAUAUCAGUCAGCCUUACGAAUCAGAAAUAUGAAAAUUAAUCCACUUAUUUCUUUUAGAUUUUAAAUUCUAGUUCAAAAUGAAAGCUAUCAGAAUUUGGCUUUUCUGAUACCAUAUGGCUGACCUGCAUGCAAGAGGUCAGAAAUUUCAAAUCGAAAGUAAUUCGCAUUCAUAGUGUUGAUAGCACAAUUAGUGAAAAUUUAAAUUUUAUAUUGGGUAAAAGUAAAAAAUGUAAGAGAAAUUAUAUUGUUUUGGACAUUUUCAAAAAUUUUCAAAAUACCAAUUUCACAAGAAAAUUUAAUAAUAAGAUAUGCAGAUGCACAGAUAUACUUAAUAACAGUUAACUGAUCAAUUGAAAAAGUUCAUGAUCAGAAAGCCCUGACACUAGAAAACUUGAACUGGAUACAGGACCUAACUGCAUGCAGGGACUGCAUUUAAAGGAGGUCUGUGAGGGCUCUCCUAAACCGAGAGGGCGUGUCCUACACGUUUGUAUGGUCCUUGUAGUUGCUGUUGUUGCUGCUGCAGAGUCAGCUCCGACUCCGGCGACCUCAUGUACAACAACGGAAAGGGGUGCCCUGUCCUGGGCCGUAUGCGUGAUCUGGGUUAUGUCUGAGCCCAUUGUUGUUGCUGUCGUGUCAGUCCGUCUCACUGAGGUUCUUCCUUGUUUUUGCUGACCCUCUACCAAACAGGGUGUUCUUCUCUAUCCAUUGGUUUUUUCCGCUGACGUGAUUACUGACAUACCAGUUACCAAUUACCAUAGAGUCAGUUGUGACUCAUGGUGACCCCAUGUUUUGCAGAGUAUAACUGGAUUUCCUGGCUAUGACCUUUUGGAAGCAGAUCGCCUCUGGGUAGGUUCAAACUGUCAACUUUUCUAUUAGUAGCCAAGCACUUAGCCAUUUGUGCUGCCCAGGAACUCUCAUUACUACCGUCGUUGUUAGGUGCCAUUGAGCCCAUUGCGACUCAAAGCAACCCUAGGUACAACAGAACGAAACACCACCCAGUCCUGUGUCAUCCUCACAAUCGUUCCUAUGUUUGAGCCCAUUGUUGCAGCCACUGUGUCAAUCCAUCUCUUUGAGGGUGUGCCUCUUUUUCACCAACCCUCCAUUUUACCAAGCGUGAUCCCCUUCUCCAGGGACUGGUCCUAGUCAGUAAAUAAAUACUUUAUAGACAGCCUAAAUGGACAAACACCUGCAUUUGACUUCAUAAUGACCCUAAACUCAGCUCUGGGCUUUCAUUGGGAUUUGGGAGGGAAAAAAAAGUUAACUUGAAAAUGAAGGCAAAGAAGUGCAGUUUCAGUAUAAGAAUCACCUGUAAACCUAGAGAUAGACAUGUGCUUAAGCUUCUGGGCCUCUUUCAAACCCCUGGGAAGGGACUCUAACCAUUUUGCAAAUGUAAUUUUGUAUUCUUUUUUCUUAAAGAACACCCCAGAUUGUAUAAACUUCAAGUUUCUCAAAAUUUGGAUGCAGUCCUGCUAAAACUGAAUGCAAGAGGAAAGCCGUUUGACACAUAGUAGGCACUCAAAUGUGGAGCAUGUGGGCAUGAGAACAGAGUUCAACAUUUUAACGGGGGGUGACUUUGUCUUCCAGCUCCUCAUUCUAGGCUUGUCUUAGGCUGGCUUCUCCACAGAAGCAAAACCAGUGAAGUGUAUAUGUGUAUACAGAGAGAGAGUUGGAUAUGAAGCAAGUGGCUCACGCAGUUGUAGAGGCUGGAAGGUCCCAAAUCUGUGGAUCAAGCUGGAGGCUUCUCCCAACUCAUGUAGCUGCAGGGGCUGGUGAACCCAAGAUCCAGACUGCAGAGGCUAAUAGAUCUCAAGAAAGGCAGGCAAGAUGCUGGCUCAAGUCCCAAAAGCUGGAGGUCGGGUGAACAGGAGCCAGUGGGCAAGAUCCAGAGAUAGCGAAAGCCAACGAGCCUUGCCAGAAGCCACCCAGCCUUGCCAGAAACUUCCUUUCCACUGAUUGGCUACUCACAGCAGGUAUCGUGGAGGUGAUUACAUCAUUAUAUGAUGUAAAAAACAUUUUACUCUUUUUAGGAAGAAUAUCAGUUUAGAUUGGGGCAUGUUGAGGUAUUUGCUUUGUAUGUCAUCGCUAUCUUUUUAUCUUCUAUAGGAUAAUCAAUAUAAAAGAAAACGUUACGAAGGCACAAAGGUUCAAUGUCCCCAGCUAAAGAUUCAAAGUUCAGUAAUGGUUUCCCAAAAUAUGAGAAUAAUCUUUUUUUUUUUAACAGUAUUGUCUUGUGGGGGUAAGAUUGAGGAAAGCAAUGAAAUAUAAUGAUAUCAGUUCAUACCCCCACACUCCCUCUUUCUGUCCAAUUACGGGCAAAAAAGCUAACUGUUUUGUACCUUAGUUACCUUGUUAGUUAGACGGUGGAUAACAGUAGCAUCUAAUUCACAGAGUUUUUGUGAAUAUGUUGUUAGUUGCUAUCAGAUUCUCAUUCAUGGAGACACCAUGUGUGCGGCGUAACAGCUCUACAAGGUUUUCAAGAGCCUGUGACCUUUAGGCAGAAGAUUGCCAGGACUUACUUCCGAGGUGCCUCUAGGGUGCGUUUGAAUUGCCAACCUCUCUGUUAGUAGUCCAGCCCUUAACCAUUUGCGCCAUCCAGGGACUCGGAAGACUAAUAUAAUCCUUAUUGUUUAAUAAAGCUAGUUAUUAAUGUCUUCUAUUCCUAUUCUUCCUCCUACAGAAAGGCAAUUGCAAAAUUAUCUCAUCAUAAACUAAGAGCUAAUUAGAUUGCUUCAAAAUAUUUUCAUGAUUUUCCUUUGUACUUGGUGAGUGGGUGCGUCACUGAGAAGCAGGCUUAGUGAACCAAAAAGGCUCAGUUUACAGAUCAACCAACGUCCUCAAGGGGUCAGAAAG
Messenger RNA from Loxodonta africana (African savanna elephant), 8934 nucleotides. It is a transcript of the gene CUL5, whose product is annotated as cullin 5. The coding region runs from base 226 to 2505 and encodes 759 amino acids. NCBI's taxonomy places the organism in Eukaryota, Metazoa, Chordata, Mammalia, Proboscidea, Elephantidae. Gene Ontology annotation, molecular function: ubiquitin protein ligase binding; protein-macromolecule adaptor activity. Gene Ontology annotation, cellular component: SCF ubiquitin ligase complex; Cul5-RING ubiquitin ligase complex. Gene Ontology annotation, biological process: protein ubiquitination; SCF-dependent proteasomal ubiquitin-dependent protein catabolic process. The record is from RefSeq and is a predicted model, not a curated record. The transcript has 20 exons.